AUGUCUGUCAUGGAGAGGCCCAGGAACAGCAUGGACGACCAGUCGACUUCAGACAGGUUGAGGUCCCGUCUGUCGGGCGCCGCCGGCAGCAUGGUUUCCGUCGCCACCGGAAACCAGCAGGUCUUGAGGAGGAGGCGGUCGAGCAUCACCAACGACUCGGAGCUGUCCGUCAACACCAACGCCGCCUCGGCUGGCGGCUCUGAGAUUGGCUCGCCGCCCCGCGUGAACAGGCCUCCCUUCGCUCCCAGGAGGCCAAAGGUUACCUUCCCGACCUCGCUUUCGUCAUCGGCACUUCAGACGCUCUCGCGGCAGAGCCCUGAGCCGACCCAGAACAGCCAGCAGCAGCAGCACCAACACAACCAACACCAGAACCAGGAGCAGAAGAAGCCGGCCCGCAUCUCUCUGAAGCCUGCAUUGAAGCCCUCUUCCUCCCACCCAGCGGGGCAGCACGCUCACCAGCACAGGCCGCCCAUCCCGCCACCUCCCUCUUCCGAGGCGCCCAGCGCCCUGGGGGUCCUGUCCUUCCGGCCAGCUCAAAAGAUGGAGCGGCCGCAGCUGCCGUCUCCUCCCCAGAGCGCCGGCCGGCUUGGCUACUCCAUGCCGGGUGGCUGGGAUGAGCUGGACGAAUCCAACUCGCGGGAGGAGCACAACGAGAUGAUCAGGAGGCGACCAGCUGCCCACCACCACUCGCUGCCGUCCUCGCCGCGACACAGCCCGCGUGAGAUCGAGUACAUCCCCGACUCACGCCGUCAGUCCGAGUCUGACUUUAGCGACACCGACCUCUCCGAGACUACCGAGGCUACCACCACCACCAUGUCUGAUACAACUGUCAGCUACACCCAGCCAUCGAGGAAGCCCAAGGUGCUCCUGCCCAACAACGGCAACUACGCCCUCAGCCGCAGCAACAGCAACAGGGACAACGACAGGAGGGCGCUCGCACCCCAGCCUCCGCCACCACCCGCCCGCCGCUACAACAACAAUGGCGGCGGGCGUCCGGAGUCGCCUCCCAACCCCCGCGCGCUGGAGCGCAUCAUUGCCAGCAAGGGGGCUCCCCCUCCGCCCCCGCGCCCGGCCCCAUCGACACGCUCCGAGGCCGGCCGCCGCACUCUCCACAUCGAGGUCAUCGCCCCGCCGGCACCCAAGGAGACCGAGGAGCAGGUCAGGCGGCGCGAGGAGGAGAUCCGCCGUCGCGAACGCAUCGAGGCCAAUCUUCUCGACAAGAUUGCCGACCUGGAACUCCAGCUGCAGCAGGAGGCCGAGUCCAAGAUGGCUCUCAUCCGCGCCCGCAGCCCGUCGCCCGCCAAGUCGACGACGCGCGAGGUUGAGGUUGCCGCCGCCGCCGCCGCCGCCGUCGCCACGGCCGAGGCCCUGGCAUCCAAGGAGCAGCUGAGCGGCGCGCUCGAGCGUCUCUCGGUCAUGCAGUCCCAGCGCGAGGCCGAGGCCCAGCAGAACAAGGAGCAGCUCAGCGGCGCGCUCGAGCGCCUGUCGGUCAUGCAGGCCCAGCGUGAGGCCGAGGCCCAGGAAAACCAGGAGCGGCUCAACGGCGCGCUCGAGCGCUUGUCUGUCAUGCAGGCGCAGCGCGAGGCCGAGGCUCGCGAGAAUCAGGAGCGGCUCAACGGCGCGCUCGAGCGCCUCUCGGUCAUGCAGGCCGAGCGCGAGAGGCGGGAGAACCACGUGCAGUCCCUGGCUCUGGCGCGCGACCAGGAGCGCAGCCGGAGCGAGGAGCUUGCCCGCCGCACCGAGGAGAUGCAGUACCAGAUCGAGCGGCAGACCAAGGACCUGGCCGGGGUCAGGGAGACGCUGCUGGAGCAGAGCAAGCUGCUCGAGGACCGCUGCGCCCUCCUCACCCAGGCCCAGCUGGAGCGCGACCAGGCCCGCGACUCCAGGAUCGAGGCCGAGGCCCGUAUCAACAUCCUGGAGCAGGAGGUCUCCGAUGUCCGCGCGGCCAAGUCACAGUCCGAGAUUGUCACCAUCGAGCGCCUGGCCGCCAGCGAGCUGGUGCGCGAGGUGCUCGAGAUCAAGGUCAACGGUUUCGAGGCCGAGGUCAAGAACAAGGUCAUGGCCAUCGAGGACCUGACCAAGGAGCGCGACGAGCUCAACGUGGAGCUGACCAAGUCCAAGGCCGAGGUUGUCGUGCUCACCGAGGAGAAGAUGGCGCUGCAGGUGGCCAAGGCCGACGCGGAGAAGAGGAUCGCUGAGCUGGAGGAUGACGGCUCCAGGAUGAGGGUCACCAUCGCCACGCUCGAGGGCGAGAAGGCCGUCUUGGAGACAAAGGUCGCCAACGUGGAGGAGGAGAUCAAGAACAAGCAGGCCAGGGUCGACGACUUGGAGAAGGCCACUGCCGAGAAGGACACCCAGAUCACGACGCUGACGACCGAAAAGAACGGUCUCUCCACCGAAGUGGUCAUCCUCGCGGCCGCCAAGGAGGAGAAGGAAAAGGAGCUCGUCGCCACCAAGGAGCAGAAUGAGAAGGAGCUCGCGGCCGCCAAGGAGCAGGGCGAGAUGGUGGUCACGGCGCUCACCAACAAGAUCACCACCAUCGAGAUGGAGAAGGACAAGCAGCUGGCCGAUGCCAAGGAGAUGACGGAGAAGGAGGUGGCGGCCGCCAAGGAGGCCAACGCAAGGUCGCUGGCGGAGCUGCAGGACAAGAUCAACGCGGCCGAGGCCGAGGCCGCCAAGAUCCAGGCCGAGCUCAAGGACCUCCAGGACAGCACCCCCGAGGACUACACGGCCGCCGUCGUCAGGUUCGGCCAGGAGAAGGACGAGCUCGCCGAUCAGGUCGCCGCGCUCAAGGCCGAGGUGGAGAGCAAGGCGGUCGAGGCCGACGUGAGGGUCGCGGCCCUCGCGGCCGAGAAGGCGGGCCUCGAGGCGCAAAAGGCGGCGCUCGAGGCCGAGACGCGCCGCAUCCCCGAGCUGCGCGACGAGGCGGCCGCCCAGUCGGCCGCCCUGGCCUCCCGCAUCGCCCUGGCCCAGCAGCAGACGGCCGAGGCCCAGGCCCAGCAGCAGACGGCCAUGGCCGAGGUGCAGCGCAUGACGGCCCACGUCGCGGCCCUCAAGACCAAGAUCGCCGAGGCGUCCAAGUCACGCAAGGAGGCCAAGAAGAAGGCCAAGGAGGGCUUCUUCUUUGUCCGGCCGUCUCAGGACCGUGGCAGGAUGCAGGUCAUGAAGAAGAACGAGCUCAAAGAAGCCGCCCGCAGUUCUCGCAGCUCCUCCCGCAACGGCGCAGAGAGCCAGGCGUGAACCAUGUUUCGAUUUCCCUUUGUCACACAUUCUCACUCGUUACCCCAUUUCAUUUGUCAAGCUUUGCAUAUCUCAUUCUCUUCUUCCCCUUUGUCCCCCUUAUCCAACCAUAAUAGAAGGCUGGCUCUUUUUUUCCUGCAUACAAAACUUCUUAAAACCUAACCCCCCAUAUUGUCUGUAUCAUUUUAUGUUUGAUUGUUUUUUUUGGCUUAUUAUUUUGUUUUGCCUCUUUUUGUCUAGAAGAACCAGAGCCUUGCGGCCACGCUGGCAUAUGAUAUCACGAGGCGGCGGUUGAAGACCGACAAAAUGGCAUGUACGUGGAGUUUGUGUAAAAAGAUUGAAAGGGAACCAACGACUUGAUGUAGGACGAUAAUGACAGCGAGGUGUAAUUUGGCACUUUAAUUCCAUGUUUUUGCAUUUGAA
Messenger RNA from Gaeumannomyces tritici R3-111a-1, 3663 nucleotides. RefSeq lists its product as hypothetical. The coding region runs from base 1 to 3240 and encodes 1079 amino acids. The transcript is spliced from 3 exons. NCBI's taxonomy places the organism in Eukaryota, Fungi, Ascomycota, Sordariomycetes, Magnaporthales, Magnaporthaceae. The record is from RefSeq and is a predicted model, not a curated record. Gene Ontology annotation, cellular component: ER to Golgi transport vesicle membrane; Golgi stack; endoplasmic reticulum. Gene Ontology annotation, biological process: membrane fusion; transcytosis; intracellular protein transport.